Messenger RNA from Saccostrea cuccullata (small rock oyster), 2945 nucleotides. Its product is annotated as zinc finger Y-chromosomal protein 1-like. The transcript is spliced from 14 exons. Gene Ontology annotation, molecular function: RNA polymerase II cis-regulatory region sequence-specific DNA binding; DNA-binding transcription factor activity, RNA polymerase II-specific. Gene Ontology annotation, biological process: regulation of transcription by RNA polymerase II. The record is from RefSeq and is a predicted model, not a curated record. The coding region runs from base 167 to 2824 and encodes 885 amino acids. Lineage: Eukaryota; Metazoa; Mollusca; Bivalvia; Ostreida; Ostreidae.
AAUAUUGGAACGCAGAGGGCGCUGACCCGUCCCUGAAAAUUCUACAUGGUGGCGCUCCAAAAAAUCUGUACUUUCAAUUUCGCUGUUGUAUCCAAGUGCUUUUGAAAAUGCUGUUCAAAAUGUACUUUAUCUUUGACACUAUUUCAUCUAGAGAGUUCCUUUCGCUAUGGAAUCCCAGCAGGAAAUGUCUUCCCCAUCUACACAGUCAACCACCGUAAAUCUUAACGACCUACAAAGUUACCUCGUAACCUUCAACAAAGAAAUCGAGUCAAGCGACCAAAAUACAUUUGAGUUCAAAACUGUGCCAGCUGGAACAAGUAUAGGAGACGACAAACCAAAGGCUGAAAAAAAUGAAGAAACAGGAGGAACAUCUGCAUGCAGAGUUGAGGAUAUUGCUGAGGCCGAUAAAGUAGUGGACAUAGGAGCUCUGUCUGUUUUAGGACAGAUACAGGAUGAGGACAGUCCUCAAGAUCUACAAGGAGUGGAUCAAACUAAUGGCAUGGUCCAGGUUCAGGUACCUAUGUCUGAGGUAGGAAAUUCCAGCAUGAUUCAAGUGAUCUCUAUCAAUGGUAAAACCAGCUAUCAGCUGGUCACUGGGAACUCCAGCUCCACCUCUCUAACCUCGUCUUCUUCCACAGAAUCACAGGCCAUCUUAUCAGGUGAUGACAAGUCGGGAGCAGAAGCAGUGUUAGCCUCCGUGUCCAGUCCUUGUCAAAUUACAAACCAGUCCACAUUACAGAUGGAGACAGGAGAUAUAGCAGGAGCACAGUUAGUUGCUUUGCAGAAUUCUGCAGACAGUUCCCAGCCUCAGCUAGUGGCCGUACAGAGUGAUGAGCUACCUCCAGAGGCAGUAGAAGCUUCCCAGAUGCUCAUACCAAACAUUGCAGGGGGAGAAAAACUACCUAUGGUCACCCUCAUGCCUCCAGAUGGAAGUCAGGGAGAGCCCAUGAAUUACUUCCUGAUUGUGACAAACAAUGGGGAGAAGGAUGGAACAGGUUUAAAACCAGUAACAUUGGAUAUGAGGUCGCUGAGUGAGUUGAAGACUGAGAAAGAUGAUGCAGUGGAGGAAUUAAUUGAUGAAGAUGGGAAUGUCAGAAGAGUUAUUGAAAUUGCUCCCAAGUUUGACAUGCAUGGAACUCAUACAACUCUGUUGCAAUGCAGAUACUGUGAUUAUACCAGUCCUAAACGCUACUUGCUGAUGAGACAUAUGAAAAGCCACUCAGAAGAUAAACCACAUAAAUGCAAUAUUUGUGAUAGAGGAUUCAAAACCAUGGCCUCUUUGCAGAACCAUGUCAACACACAUACUGGGACUCGUCCACAUAAAUGUAAGGAAUGUGAGUCAGCUUUUACCACCUCUGGAGAGCUUGUUAGACACAUCAGAUACAAGCAUACGUUUGAAAAACCUCACAAAUGUACCGAGUGUGAGUAUGCUAGUGUCGAGCUGAGUAAACUCAAAAGACACAUGAGAUCCCACACUGGAGAAAGGCCCUAUCAGUGCAUGCAUUGUAAUUAUGCCAGCCCCGACACGUACAAACUCAAACGGCACUUACGCAUCCACACAGGUGAGAAGCCUUACGUCUGUGAUAUCUGUCAGGCACGCUUUACACAGAGUAACAGUCUGAAGGCACACAAGCUGAUUCACUCGGGAAACAAGCCCGUGUUUCAGUGCGAGCUGUGUCCCACCACUUGUGGAAGACGGACAGAUCUAAAAAUACACAUGAUGAAACUCCACACCAGCUCCACCCCACUACAGUGUAAAAAAUGUUCUGAGACCUUCCCUGAUAGAUACUCCUGUAAGAUUCACAUGAAGAGCCAUGAGGGGGAGCGCUGUUUUAAGUGUGAGCAGUGUGACUAUGCUGCCAUGUCCUUACGUCAUUUAGAGGCACACAUUUUAACACACACAGGAGAGAAACCCUUUGAAUGUGAUGAGUGUGAUGCCACUUUUCGACAGAAACAGCUACUUAAACGCCACAAAGGCCUUUACCACACUGAUGAAGCUAGCUUAGGAUCACCAACAAAGGAGGGCAGAUUGAUUAUUGCAAAAGGAAAUACUGAUGAGAAUAGGCCAAAGUCAGAUAGCAUGGAAUCCUCUUUAUCCAGUGAUCAACUUAUCCAUGGAAGUCUGCUCACAGAUCUGAAGGCUGGUCGCCUCGGGAACAUGCCCAAAGUCGUGAUCGUACAUCCGGAUGGCAGCGUGGAGGAGGUGACUACUAAGCUCCACAGUCUGGCUCAAGACAAGUCCAUGGAGGAGGUCAUGGUGGCCAACAACGAUAUCACCAAGGAUAAAGCAAUGGAGGAAGCCAUGAUGCAUAUUGUAGGCGAUGAGACUCAGGAAUCAGAAAAUUCCAAGUCAGCUGUCCCAGAUGAUUACACAUUUACUGUGGCACAAACAGGGGACCGGGAGCUAGAUGGAGCCCCCAUUCAAACCUACACCAUGAUUUCAAAUGGAUCUCAAAUUCUGAGAGAUGAAGGUACACAGGCGACCUUGGAGACAGACAGUGAACAAAGUAAUGAAUCUCAGAAUAACAUAGCCACCCUCAUCAGCAGCCAGACAAUUCAGAAGACUGCCGACACAAUUCUAGUCAGGAGCAAUACAGAUAGUAUUCCAGCUCUCCAAGAUGAAGUCGGCAUGAAAAUCGACUUGCCAACAACCCUAGAUGUGAAUGGUGAAGCCCUGACCUUCUAUACUAGUCCUUCCAUCAUCACAGCACAGGGGCUGAGUUUAGAAACACUGGACAGUUGUAAAAAGAGAAAAGAACUGGAGGACCUGGGUACAGAAGCCCAGAAUAAAAAGCUUUGUACAGAAGAAGGGGCAAAGAAUUAAAAAACUUUUAUGUUGAUAUGUUAUUAUAUUUGUGAUAGUAUCAUGUUUACUUUGGUGAAAGAUAUAAGGAAUUGGAAUGUUUUUGAAAAUUGAUUAUCUUUACAAAAUAUGCACUAAUUAA